Messenger RNA from Lactuca saligna, 2847 nucleotides. NCBI's taxonomy places the organism in Eukaryota, Viridiplantae, Streptophyta, Magnoliopsida, Asterales, Asteraceae. The record is from the annotation of a GenBank genome assembly.
AGUCAACAACUUUAUGAUAUUCUAGAAAAACCUAAGGGGGAUCUAAUCUCUAUAACCAAACUCAGAUCCGUUUAUUGCACAUAGCCAUUACCAUAUCAAAUCACCAAUAUCAGAAAACAAUGUCUUCUUCAGGGGUUAACCUACAAAGUUUUUUAAUUCCACUCAAGGAGAUCAAGUUGGCAACGGCAGAUUUCAGUCAUGAAACUCAGAUCGGAAACGGUAGACUCAGUGUGAUCUACAAAGGUCAUCUCUCAGAACGUUGGGAAAACCGCAUUGUUGCAAUCAAACGAAUUAAAAAGGGUAGUAAACAAGGAGAACAAGAGUUCCAUAACGAGCUCCAAAUGAUUUCUAUGUUUCACCAUCAAAGUAUCAUCCCUUUCGUUGGUUACUGUGAUGAAAGCAGUGAGAUCAUUAUUGUUUAUGAACAUGUUGUCAGUGGUAGCCUUGAUCAUUGUCUUAAAGACGAGAUUAACAGGCGUUGCAUAACAUGGGCACAACGCCUCAAGAUUUGCAUAGGGGCAGCAAGAGGACUUGGGUAUCUUCACUCGGGUAUAGGUGAAGGCAUCCCAGUAAUUCACAGAGCUGUUAAGAGCUCAAAUAUAUUACUAGAUGACAAUUUGGAAGCAAAAAUUUGUGGUUUUGGUUUGUCACAGUUUAGCAACAUAAAACAGCGAAAUACUCGAAACAAUGCAAAGGCUUCGGGUACCCGGUAUUACAUGGAUCCUAUUAACCAUGGAAGUGGUGUAGCCAAGAUCGAAUCGGAUGUUUAUUCAUUUGGGGUCGUGUUGUUUGAAAUGUUGAGUGGGAUGUUGGCUGAUUCUACAAGGAGCAUCGAUGAUCAUAAGCCACAAACUCUGCUUAAUCUUGUUCGACGCUACUAUGAUGAUGGGGUGGAGAAGUUAACUGAUCCGUGUAUAAUAAAUCAGAUCAAUAGUCAAUCUUUUCAGAUGUUUAAAGAAGUAGCAUAUAAGUGUAUCAGUUUCAUAGUGGAGGAUCGCCCUACGAUGGAUGUGAUAAUCAAGAAACUUGAGGAAGCAUUAGAUAUUCAAAACCAUGGAGCUACUUCAACCACUAUCGUUCAAAGCUACCCAUAUCAAAAGUUGGAACGUUUUCUAAUUCCACUGAAGGCGAUCAAUUUGGCCACUAAUGAACUAAGUAAAGAAACUCGAAUCGGAGAUGAUGGGAAUGGUUGGGUCUACAAAGGAAUACUCUCUGAACGAUGGAAAAAUCUCACAGCGGCCUUUAAGCGCUUUAAUCCCAAUCGUUACCAAGCAGCACAUAAAUUCCAUAAUGAGAUUGAGAUGAUGUCCAACUUCAAUCAUGAAAACAUCAUCCCUUUCAUAGGCUAUUGUAAUGAAGGGAAUGAGAUGAUUAUAGUUUCUGAAUACGCUGAAAACAAUACCCUUGCUCAUCAUCUUUAUCUCUACCGAAGGAGUCGUUUCAUAACAUGGGAACAACGCCUUAAGAUUUGCAGAGGAGCAGCUAGAGGACUCAAGUAUCUUCAUUCAGGUCUUGGGGAGUACAACAGAGUGAUACAUAGAGACUUCAAUAGCGCACACAUAUUGUUAGAUGGCAACAUGGAAGCAAAAAUUUGUGGUUUUGAAUGGUCAAUAUCAGUCGAACGAAAUCAAAAACAAGUCACUGAACUUGCUGCGGUUAACACAAAUUCAGUUUACUUGGAUCCCAUUUACAGUGAAAGUGGCAUCGUUAAGACAGAAUUAGACGUUUACUCAUUUGGGGUUGUACUUUUUGAAGUGUUGUGUGGGAUGUUGGCUUAUAGUAAAAGGAGGAUUGGUGAUGAUGAGCCACAAACACUCCUAAAUUUGGUCAGACGCUACUAUAAUGAAGGACAUGAUAACUUAAUUGAUCCUCAAAUAAGAGGUGAAAUUAAUACUCAUUCUUUUCAUGUGAUUAAAGAAAUUGCACAUCGAUGCAUUAGUUUGAACCUAAAGGACCGCCCCACAAUGAACACGAUCAUCAAGAGCAUUGAAGAAGCACUAGAUAUUCAAAACCACGGAGCAGUUUCUACAAUUACCCAACCCAACCAACAAUCUCAAAAGCUAGAAAGAUAUCUAAUUCCACUAAAGGAGAUCACUUUAGCAACCGCAUGCUUCAGCUCUGAAACUCGGAUCGGAGAUGGUGGAUUUGGUGUGGUUUAUAGAGGACAACUUUCUGAGCAUUGGGAAAACUGCACAGUUGCCAUCAAACGCCUUGAUCCGCAAGGUCAUCAAGGAAAGAAUGAGUUCCUUACCGAACUUAACUUGAUUUCCAAGUUCCAUCAUCAAAAUAUCAUCCCUUUCAUCGGUUAUUGUGAUGAAGCCAAUGAGAUGAUCAUAGUUUACGAGUACGCCAACAAUCGAAGCCUUGAUUAUCAUCUCCAAGACUCGAAUAAAAGGCAUUGCCUAACAUGGGUACAACGCCUCAAGAUCUGCUUAGGGGCAGCAAGAGGGCUCAACUACCUUCACUCUGGGUUAGGCACCAACUUCUACAUGGAUCCCAUUUAUCAUGAGAGUGGCAUCCUCCGUAAAGAGUCGGAUGUGUACUCAUUUGGCGUGGUGAUGUUUGAAUUGUUGAGUGGGAUGUUGGCUUUUUACAGAAAGAGCUUUGGGGAUGGUAAACCACAAUAUCUAAUAAGUUUGUGCAUAAGUCACAAAUCGGAGGAACGCCCUACAAUGGAAACAGUCAUAGAAAGGAUUGAGGAUGCAAUGGAUUUUCAAGAACUUAAGAAGUGUAAAAAGAGGAAAACUUGAGAACCUGUUAUUGUGGUUGCCUGGUUGGCAGGGUGUGUUGUUAUAUGUAUAAUGGCGAAGAGUAUCAAGUAAAACUUGGAUAAUUAAUUGAAUUGUG